AUGCGAAGCGUCAUUGCCGUUUCCCCCAUGGCAGCUCUGCUGGCCACCCUCUUCCUGCUGCUGCGUGUCGCCUCUGCCGUGCCAGUGACCACCGAGCUAGUCCCCAUUGCUGCCCCCGAGGGUAACGAGCUUGCAGCCCGUGCGCCCACUGCGAAGCCCGUGAUCUCCGUUAAGUUCUUCAACGACAAGAUCAAGGAGCAGAAGAUCACCAAGGACAAGACUUGCUUGUUCUACUACCGCCUGAACAAGGAGAAGGGUGAGACCACCGCGCGUCAAUGGUAUAAGGAUCACGCGCCUAAGAGCGGUGGCUUCCUCGGCCUCGGCCAGAAGGUCAAGGACCCCGUCACCUACAACGACGUCAACAACAAGAUGUACACUUACCGCAUGGAUCUGCCCUCGAAGGUCCCCAGGCCCACCACCAUGAACAGUGACAGUUCCGCCCCCAAGGAGAUCAAGGCCGACUGGCUCGGUGGCGGCCUUAUCUCGCAGGCCCUGGCUGAGAGCUGCGAGGGUGACGUCUACUUCUUCACUGGCGCAAACGAGCAGUGGUGGGACCAGUACCCCUACAGCAACGCGGACACCAACUUCUGGUGGGACUUCGAAUGGCCCGCUCUCCUGAAGAACAGCAAGGUUAAGAACGUCUAUCUGGUCGACCCUGCUACCGCUACCGAGAUCCCCACCACUCCCCUGUACAAGAAGGGCACCACCCCCGACCACGUUCCCGACAAGAACCGUCCCCUUGGCACCGGCUGGGAGUACGACACCGGCAAGACCCAACAGCAGCCUGCUCCCAAGCCCACCACUACCAAGGCUGCCGAGCCCACCAAGACCAACGCCCCUGCGCCUACCAAGACCAAGGGCAGCACCACCGGUGGCAAGGGUGGAAAGGGCGGAAAGGGCGGAAAGGGCGGAAAGGGCGGCAAGAAGAUCUAA
Messenger RNA from Aspergillus affinis, 933 nucleotides. RefSeq lists its product as uncharacterized. The coding region runs from base 1 to 933 and encodes 310 amino acids. NCBI's taxonomy places the organism in Eukaryota, Fungi, Ascomycota, Eurotiomycetes, Eurotiales, Aspergillaceae. The record is from RefSeq and is a predicted model, not a curated record. The transcript has a single exon.